This is a messenger RNA of Paraglomus occultum, 801 nucleotides long. The record is from the annotation of a GenBank genome assembly. NCBI's taxonomy places the organism in Eukaryota, Fungi, Glomeromycota, Glomeromycetes, Paraglomerales, Paraglomeraceae.
UCAGGCGGUCUAGCGGGCACUGCUGUUGAUACAGCACUGUAUCCAUUAGACACAAUUAAAACGAGGUUACAGUCAAGGACAGGAUUCUAUGCGGCUGGCGGUUUUCGUGGUAUAUACAGUGGACUCGGUGCUGUAAUCAUUGGAAGUGCACCCAGCGCUGCGGUAUUUUUUUUCACAUACGAACGCUUCAAAAAAUUGCUGACUGAACGCAGUUCUAAUGCUUACCCUCCGCCACUUGUCCAUAUGGCAUCUGCAUCAGCUGGAGAGAUUGCAGCGUGUAUAAUACGCGUCCCAACGGAAGUCAUCAAGCAACGAAUGCAAGUUUAUCACUUAUCCUCUUCUUUCGCUGCUGCAUCCUUUACGUUGAAAGAGCACGGCAUUCUGGGUUUAUAUCGUGGGUACUGGAGCACGGUUGCACGAGAGAUCCCAUUUACAUGUCUACAGUUUCCGCUAUAUGAAUUCCUGAAACAUACGGUCGCUCGUAAAAGCAACAGAGCACGCGUCGAACCAUGGGAGGCUGCGAUCUGCGGUUCAAUUGCAGGAGGUACCGCUGCUGGUAUUACAACUCCUUUAGAUGUUGUUAAGACACGAUUGAUGCUUUCUACAAAGUAUCACAUGGUUCAUAACUACUCGGGAAUAGUAUCAACAUUCCGUAGAAUCGUGGAAGAAGAGGGAAUACGUGCGUUAUUCUCUGGUGUUGGCCCACGUGUGCUGUGGAUUUCAAUUGGCGGUAGCAUUUUCUUAGGAGUUUACGAAAAAGUAUCAAAGACUUUGGAUGAAUACGAGAUUCUAACAAGCUAG